AUGAAAAUCAAGAAGGCGCGCACCAAGGGAGGCGCUGCCCGCGUCGGCAAGGGGAAGAAGAAGCUUUCCAAAGGGAGUAGCACAAAAUCCGGAGUACUACAAAGGAAAGCCAAAGUGAACACCUCAAGGUCUAAGAAAACAACUUCCAUGGUGAAGAAACCAGUUCGAAGUGGAUCUAGUAAGAGAUACAGUUGGCUAUUCGAAAAAGAAGGCGAAAAAACCCAUGCCUCUUCCAAGAAAGGGCGAAAAAUAAACCGUUUAGGUGGAGACAACUUCCAUAGCGAUGAAGACCAAGAGGAAGGGGAAAGCGCAAAUACAAUCCAACAAGAUGGAAGAGCCAAAGAAAAAAAAAAAAAAUUCGUACUCUAUAAAAACAAAAAGGGAAAGAAAAAUAAAAAUAAAAAAGGAAUGUUGACAUGCUUCCACUACCUCGGUCUGAGUGAAAAAAUGUGUAGAAGCAUAUCAAGUAACUUGAAAUAUAACCGACCCACAGAUAUUCAAAAAUUGUGCAUCCCAAAAAUAAUACAAAGGAAAGACAUCAUAUGUAUAAGUAAAACGGGCACAGGGAAAUCGCUAGUGUAUGUAAGCACGAUGAUAGAUCUUCUAGCAGAGCACAGUCAAUAUUUCGGAGUUAGAGGACUAGUGUUGGUACCCACAAAAGAGUUAGCCAUUCAAAUAUUUAAAUUAUCAAAAAAAAUUUGCAAGAAUUUUUUUAAUUUAAAAAUAAAUGUAAUAAUCGGUGGAAUCAGUUUGAACAAGCAAUUUGAUAUGUUAAAGGAAAAUUUAGAUGUUCUGAUAUGUACCCCCGGAAGAUUAAGUUUUAUAUUAAAAGAAACCAACUUAAGUUUGGAAAAAGUGGAAAUACUAAUUAUCGAUGAAGCCGAUAGAUUAUUGGAGUUAAACUAUUUUAACGAUAUGAAUAAUAUUUAUAAAAGUUUGAACCGUACAAAUAAGCAGACCUUACUAAUCAGUGCAACACUUCCAACGGAUGUACAAAAUUAUUUCAAACUGAAAUUGAACAAUCCGGAUGUCUUGUCCCUAAGUUCAGAUAAUACGAUCAGUGAUAAAAUGAAUUUACAUUUUUUAUUCACAAGGUCAUAUGAAAAGUAUGGACUUUUAAUUAAACUUAUUUUUCUUUUUAAAAAAAGAAAACUUGGAAAAACUAUAAUUUUUUUUUGCACAAAAUAUCAUAUUUUAUUUUUUUCGAAAAUAUUAUCUCAUCUGAAAAUUGCUCAUGCUAUGUUGUAUGGAAAUUCAGAUACAUCUUACCGCUUGGACCAGAUUAAAAAGUUCACUAACAAUGAAGAGAUUCAAUUUAUGCUCGUUACUGAUGUAGCUGCGAGGGGGAUAAAUAUCACCAGUGUUCAGAACGUAAUAAAUUACAGCCUGCCUUUUUCUCCAAAACUUUUUAUUCAUCGUGUCGGUCGUGCUUGCAGGGAUGAUGCUAUGCCCAGUGGCUACGCCGUUUCGCUUGUCACCUACCAGGAUAUUCUGUACGCCUAUGAGAUAUGCUUCUUUAUCGGAAAGAAGCUUAAGUUUUUCAGGCGCGCAGAGAACGCAGAAAAUGUAAACACCUCCAAGGCGGACGAACUGGUGGACACGGAUACACAGAACGAUGUUGAUAUCGCCAAGAUGGACGAAACGGAAAGGAUCGCCAAGAAGAACGAACCGGAAGGGAUCGCCAAGACGAACGAAACGGAAGGGAUCGCACACGCCCCCCUCCACCGCGACGUCGUCUACCUCGGAUCGCUCAACCACAUUAGCGACUACGUCGAACUUGUCGACAACCAGAAAAAUGCAGACGAGGAAUUGGUGUCCCUCAACAAGAGCAUCCUAGCCUCCUACAAACUCUACUACGCCAUGAGGCCUAAAGUGUCCAAAUAUGCCAGUACAGAGUGCAUCAAUAAAAUUAACAAAAUAGGAGGGGUUUACAAACUAUGCUUGUUCUAUCACCCAGAUGAAAUUUACGAAAAUCAUUCAUCAGGCGCAACAAAGGAGGAGAUGCUUCCAAGUGGAAAACAAUCCAAUGUGGAAAAUAUCGCCCAAUUGGAGAACAUAUCAGGCAACGGUGUAAUUAGCUCUCCGAAUGAAGGAGAAGUAGACAGGAAUGAAAUAAUGAAAGAGGGAGAGACAUCUACAGAAGAUGCCAUUAUAGAACAACCGAAAAAUUACACCCACAACGAACUCAUGACAAUCAUUCACAAUUUCCAAUGUAAUGAUACCGGAAAGGUGAAAGGAAUAUCAGAAGACAUCAAAGAUAAGUUGAAUAAACUGAAGGAGAAGAUGCACACGACUAAGCGCGGGCGAAGUGGAGAGGUCACGGACGAUAUGGAUGAACUUAUGGGCGCACUUGCCAUGGGCCUCUCCGAUAAUGAUCAGGGUAGCGACUACGAAUUGGAGCAUUUGUGGAAGGACCGCGAAAAUGGUAGUGGAAACAAUUCAGGGGAAGGUCAAAAAGAACCUAGUAACAAGCCGAAGAAGAUGAGCAAAAGGGCCUUAAAAAAGAUGAAAAAGCAACAACAACAGGCGAAACAACAGCAGGAGCAAGAUCAACAGGCGCAACAACAGCAGGAGCAAGAUCAACAGGUGGAACAACAGAAGGAGCAGAAAGGAGAAGAACCCACCAGUGGGGUACUACCCACAAGCGGAGGAACCAAAAGAAGCAACGUCGAUAUCCCCUUUGAUGAUAUAUUAAAAAAAAUAAAUAAAAAAAAAAUGAAACAAGAAGGAGCCACAGCCUUUGCCAUUAAGACACCGGGAUUCGACUUACCUCCAGAUGAGGAAGAAGAAUUGAACAAACAGAGAUUCAUAAAAAAAAAAGUUUGGGACACAAGAAAGAGGAAAUUCGUCCUACAAGAAAUAGAUACCUUCCAAAGUGAUGGUUUUAAGAAGAAGGACAGAAGAAAAGAUGCGGGGGAAUCUGGAAAAGGUAACCAUGCUGAAGGUGCCGCAGCGGAACCCACCGGCAGCCUGUACCAAAAGUGGGUAAAGCGCACAAAAAAUCGAAUAAAAAAUGUAGGAGAACUGGAAGAUGAAAUGAAUAAAAACGGAAGAAACAUAUUUAUGAAGACAAAACGGGCCCAUAACCAUUCACAGGAUGAUACCACAAGUACCCAACUCGAUGAAGAAAAGCAAACGCAUUUGCAAAUGCUUAAGCAGAACCAUCCGGAGAUUACCGAUUCCUUGUCCAGAAAUAUCAAGCUCACUAAGAAACAGCAGAGGCUGUACAAAAAGUACCUCUCAGGAAAGUAUAUGGAUUCAGAACCCAACUCCUCCCUGCACAAAAGUUUGCCACAGAUGCAGAAGGAGAAAGCGAAAAUGCUACAGAAAAAACUUAGAACAGAUAAGAACUUCAGAAUGAAAUAUGCACGAAUGAAGAAGAAGCGACAUGAAAAGAAGUUGCGGGAAAAGGAGAACCUGAAAAGCGCACGCUCUCGCUCCCUUGCUAUUGUUAGGAAGAAGAAAAUAGGCAAGCGGGGGGGAUAA
Messenger RNA from Plasmodium knowlesi strain H, 3486 nucleotides. RefSeq names its product ATP-dependent RNA helicase DBP10, putative. Lineage: Eukaryota; Apicomplexa; Aconoidasida; Haemosporida; Plasmodiidae. Gene Ontology annotation, molecular function: ATP binding; nucleic acid binding; RNA helicase activity. Bases 1 to 3486 code for a protein of 1161 amino acids. The record is from RefSeq and is a predicted model, not a curated record. The transcript has a single exon.